AUGAAGCUCUUUGCCCGUCUCAACGUCGUCGUGUUGCUCGCAAUCUUGGCUCUGCUAUUCGUGGCGUGGAACCUGCCCUCAUACCAUCCGAUCACGCGAGCAAGAAAAGUUUGGAGACGCGAGACGACCGAAAUCAUUGUGUUUGGAGACUCGUGGAGCACCAAUCGCCUCGAACUGCCCACACCUUCAUCACCGGCGCCGUCCAACAAGAAGCUAUGGGUGGACAGUCUUUGCUCAGAGAUUGUUUGCGACCGCAUCUACGAUCUCGCCCAAUCAUUACCCUCCCGUCCGUCCCACCGCCGAGGCCCUGUGAUCGACAACGACAUCUACGCCAAUCUUACCCACUCCAUGAACGUCACCGCUGACGUUGAGGAGAUUGGUGACUUUGGGCACCAAGUCGACGCAUAUCUCGUCCAAGAUGAUGCUCGAUGGCAAGAUGACGGAGAUCAGGAAGGCCUGAGGACCACGACCAUGAUUUUUACAGUCUUCUUCGGCGUCUGGGAGCUCUGGGACUUUGUAGGCUUACCACAAGACGCUGUUUUGCCCGCUGUGAUAGACUGCAUUGCUUCCAUGUUUGCUCAGCUCGACCGCCUCGUCCAAGCCAAGUCGGUGUCGUCGCUUCGUCCAACCAUCAUCAUACCCAAGAUCCCGGAUCCUAGCUUCUUUCCUCGCUGGAUCAGCCGGCGUACAUCUGCAAGCGGUACAGACAAAUAUGGUCAGCUCCAACGAAACGCCGUCAUCCUGACCGAUCUCUGGAACAGCGUCCUGCAGAAACAGGUCGAAUCGUGGAACAACGCUCACGUUGUCACGCCCGACUUCCAUGCGUGGAUGCUGGAGCAGAUGCGUGAGCCUGAGAUCGACGAGACUGGCCUUGCAGUAAUCUCGAAGAUCAAGGCAGGUGCCAGGUUUACCGAAUUGACCCAGCCCUGUGUCAAUUACACCGCUCCGUUUGGUGGAGAUGGAAUCGAAACCCGACCAUUUACGGUGUGCGACGAUCCGUCGCACUUCUUGUUCUGGGAUGAUACGCGUUUGAGCGGCGCCGCACAUGAGCUACUCGGCAAACACGUCGCUGGGAUGCUUCAAAAUAGCACCAUGAUCAAUCGAACCUCGCAUAACUAA
Molecule: messenger RNA, 1119 nt
Organism: Aureobasidium namibiae CBS 147.97
Lineage: Eukaryota; Fungi; Ascomycota; Dothideomycetes; Dothideales; Saccotheciaceae
Exons: 3
Coding region: 1-1119 (372 amino acids)
Source: RefSeq, a predicted model, not a curated record